Folsomia candida is the source of this 7955-nucleotide messenger RNA. RefSeq lists its product as uncharacterized. The transcript has 4 exons. Lineage: Eukaryota; Metazoa; Arthropoda; Collembola; Entomobryomorpha; Isotomidae. The record is from RefSeq and is a predicted model, not a curated record. Bases 110 to 7795 code for a protein of 2561 amino acids. Gene Ontology annotation, molecular function: GTP binding.
ACUGCACCCAGCUUAACACACUUGUCUGACCCUGGAAAAAAUGCACGUUCAAAAAUAAAGCACACAAUUUUUUAAGUCAUACAUAAUCUGCGUUUCUUAACGCGUAGAAAUGUCGAAAGAAAGUACCACCACCCCCAAAAAAAUUGGGCUUCACAAAGAAGCCAAAACCAAAAUGACGUCCUCCUCCACGUCCCUAAACCGUAGUCGCCAAUCGGGUGGAACGGAUUCAAUGGAAUAUUCCGGCAUCGUCCUCCCCACUCUGGAAGACGGAGCUGGUCCUGUUGCCCUGGGAGAUUUGUGGAAUUGCAGAACUAAUACUGUCGAAGGGAACCUAUUUGCCACCAGAUUGGGUGCAAAUUAUUUGCAGGCUGACCCCAUCCAAACGUUGGACUACUCCUUCCGCAGCGUCAAAACCACCCGUGAUACCACCAAUGUCAUGAAGAUAUCGGCCGCUCUAAGCGUCGAUUUUGCCGAUGAAAAAACCACCGUCAAGGUGGCCGGUUCUGGAGCCUAUGCCAAGUCAGAAACUCGCAACUUCAGGCAGGAAAACAUUGUCGUGUCGUAUGACACCUUGACCUACCAGGUCAGGGUGCGACCCUCCGCUGCCCUGGUUGUCGCUCCACAAGUCAAAGCACUCCUCCAGCCUGGACCAAAUGGCGAAGACCCCAAAAUCGUCGCAACGCACUUCGUACAAGCCGUCCUCGUCGGCGGAAAGGCUACCGGAUCCAUCGCAUACAUGGAAAAUGUGUCAGAUUCCAACAUGUCCAUCAAAGGAUCGUUCAGCCUGACCGUCAAACAUGGGGGUAUUAACGUCGAGGCUAAAGCCGAAUUCGAAAAACUGGACAAAGAAGCAGCCUCCAACUACUCCACCACAGUCGACGUCCAGGCACAACCUCGGUUUACCAAAAGUCCAACGACAUGUGCAGAAAUGUUUAAGCAAGUUGAAGAACUCGACACUUUGGUUAAUCAAGAGCGCCAUUUCCCAGAAUUGGACAAAAAGGAUCCAGAUAAUCCCGACUUUGUAAUGCGCGUCGUUGGCGUCCCCGUCCGCUUCAAACUAGUCCCAAUUUCCCAUAUUCUUGCUGAUCACGACGUUGACCCAAUCUACAAAUUAUUGGACCAAGAUAUUCUCGACAGUUUUCAGACCAUGGUUUUCAACCUUCGCGACUUCUCCAGCCUCGAACACGUAAAAAUGCUAUUGGCGGAAAUGGAACCCAAAAUAAUUCCAAUUUUGAUGGAUGAUUUCAACCCGUUGACCGUCGAAAUUCGUGCAUACUCCACGGCAAAGGCAGACCUCGCUGUGGAGCUGAAACGAGAAGCGGCAAAGAUCUAUAUCGAAUAUAAAGUUUCUAACGGCGACACAACCGACCUCACCGAGAUGGUGAAACGAUACGACAGCGAGUUCAGACCGUGGGAAGUAGUCAACGACAUACUUCAAUUUAAGGAGGAUGCCAAAAAGCAACUUGCCGGUAUUCGUGCCUCAGAUGUAGAAGGAAUCGUUGAUGAGGAUGGGAACCCCUCGAUUCGGUUCUUCUCAAACGCAACUGACCUUGCAGAUUGGUACAAUACGGAGCGAACGAUCAAGAUCCUGCUCAAGACGGACUUCAAGGAAACAUCGCCAACCGGCGUGUUUAUAAAGUUGUACGACAUGAGCCCCACCCUAGCAAAGUAUGGGAUUGAGGUGGGUGUAGCGUUCCCAAAUAUUUCAGAAGGUCAGUUCACUCUGACCUACAAGACGCAAAAGGAGACCACGAUAUACACAGCGAAGGAAAUCCGCUUCGUCCUCGAAGUCCUCGCAGUAUCUGUGGACGAGGGGGAAACUAUUGCGAAAAUUUUCUAUUCCAUAAAUGCCGCCUUGUACGGUCUCAACUUACCCAUGGUCGAAUAUUUGUUUGACGUUCCAAACUUGGUCAAGGUGAUGAAAGGCUUUAACGGGACGGUUAUCUGUGAAACGUACUGCGAACUUCUGGCCAAUCUAACGGAAACAUUGGACACUUGGAACCUCGUCGUCCCCAUCCAAGCUCUCAACACGGGUGUCGAAAUGAUGCGGUUCUUCCGCCAACUUCGAGUCUACAUUCCCCAGAGGUUUCCCAAUUUGAAGCAUCGUUUCCUAGUCUCAAGAUUUAACAACGUUUCCGACAAGUUCUACUCCCCUUUGUUGCUCAUCUUCCUCGAUAACGUUUUCCAAGCCGUGUGCAUCGACCAUAUCGAGAUCCUCAUCAUGAUGGAACAGUUCGCCAAGCCGGAACCAGAUUGGAGUUUAAUUUCCUUUGGAGAAAUCAGAAAGUCACAGCUUUACCCGCCACGUGCCGAUUGGGCGAUCAGCGUUAUACAAAACCUCAUCCUGGAUCAUCAAACUUUCAACUCGGAUCCAAUCUUUGACUUGCCUGAAUUCCCGAAUAACGACGACGCCUUCCUAUAUUCAGCUAUUCAAGUAGCGCGCGCAUCAGCCAUGCGUGAAGAACCGCAGGUGCUGACAACGGUGGCGCACUUGGCACUAGCCGACCCUGCGCUUACCGAUGCACUGGAAGCCUUACUUUCUCAACACGGCUGGAAGGACAACCAAUUUUCCCCCACGACUUGGAAGGACAUCGAGUGGUCCAAGUUUUACCAAGACAUUCGAAACUUUCUCUCUAAUCAGGCCCCCGCUUUGAUGAAGGUUGUCCUUGCGUUGGACGAGCUACGCAAAAUACCAGAAUAUCCCCCACAAGCCGAUCCUCCCCCAGAUCCACCGGUAGAGUGGAAUGAGAUAGCGCUCGGUGCAAAAAUAAACGCCAUCAUCAAAUUCAUCCUUGACGAACCUGCUGAACGAGGAUAUGCCAGAAUUUACAAAUGGCGUGGCGUCAUCAUCAACGAGGACGACCUGUACGAUGCCCUUCGUGCGGAAGUCAUCGCCUAUAACGGAAUGCCCGGCAGGGUUAGAAUCAUCGGAAUUGGGAAACUCUUUGAAGCCUUUAUCGCCGAAAAGACCAAGGAGCCCGCCGUUUUCCACGUCUUCAACAUGACUUACUUGGUCGAAGGGAUGCAAGAUCCUCAAUUCAAGAGUUUGAAACACGUCCUGCUCCCAAUGUGCAAACGAUACUGCGACCGCGUCACUAUCAGCGACGAAUAUCCCCGAGGUGCACGUCGUCUUCAAGACUCUCUCACGGAGCGACAACUCUUCAAGACACUCGGCGUUCUCAGUGAAGUCAGAUACGACCCCAAGUUGUACCUCAUGCAUCAAGAGUUCUUCAACUUUUCCACCCUUCCCGCCCCCACCAACAUCAAGAGCAUCAUCGAGAAGAUGACCGGCUACGAGUUUGACGACGAUCAGCUGGAAACGGUUUGGACCAAUCCCAAGUUUCUUUACGCCCUGCGCCAAGUCAUCAGCAAUGAAGGUGUAGUUGACGGUUUGUAUGUGCACGUUUAUGUCUGGAAUCAAAGACAGGAGGAAAAAUUAAGAGCAGAACAGGAGGAGAAUGCCGACCUCCUUGGAGAAAACGCCGAAAUUAAUGAUGAUGGCGAACUCAUAGAAGAGAAAGCUGUUGGUGACGAUGGUGAUCUUAAAUUCCCAGCAUGGAUCCCACCAGACGUCGUGGAAGUCGUCAAGGCCCUGAUAACCCUUCGAACUCGGCCCAAUUACGAGUACCCAAAAGAGUGGGUGGACGUUGUCACUAUGAUUGAAGCCUUCCAAAUCAUCUUCAUCCGACAAGCAAUGCCCAUCGACUUUGCGGAAGUGUUGCGAAAUAAUGUUGACAACGUUGGGGUAAUCAGAGACGCAUUGGAGGAAGAGAAAAUUCUUUUCUACUGGAAUCCAGUCGACCGUUUGUUCGACCUGCCGUGGACACUUGACACCGUUACGAGAGCUCUGAACGUCCUCAAGGUCAAAUACCCAGAUAAGAACGAAGAGACUUUUGAUAAACAACUCGUUCCCGUUACCAUAAGUCCGACCCCGGCCAAGAAAGUUGAACCCGAACCAGAAAGCAUCACUGUGAACUACAUGUGGAAACCCCUUGUUCGCGGAGGAAAACUAAAUUUCCUUCGAUCCAAGUCCUACCUCGAAGUGGAAAAUCUGCACAAAACGGCUCGAACGGAGUACGACGAGCUUGAAAAGGCCGCCACCACCACGUUGCGAUAUCUCGUCCAGCAAAUCAGAACCAACAGCAGCCCAACCUUAUCUGCGGCCUUCUUCGAGCAUUACAUUCACUACCCACCAAGUGGACCACGACCUGGCGUUAUCGAUUUUGGUGACGGAGUUCCAACCCGAUCGUUAGGAAUGCUCCUGUCCAGAGGUGACUUGCAAACGGCUCUCUUCCAACUUACCGACCCUGUCGUGACACAUCUUGCGUUAAUGUCAAUGUCAAAAACGCCCAUCCCACUCCCUUAUCUUGUCACAUCUAUCGCCCAACUCCCAGGUCCCAGGGAGGGAGGAAUUGUCAUCCCCACACCCACGAAAGCCACCCUGCUUCACCCCGCACUUCAAGACAUUAUUGUCCCCGAAAUGGAAGCACUUGUCCCGCAACCUCGCCUCUUCCGCGAUCCGUACCGAUUCGUGCUUACCCUCCGCGUUGGGGACACUACUCCUGAUCCGGGACGGAGUUCCCUGAUUAAUUCCUAUCUGAUGAAGGACCCGACAUACUUCUCGUCAAAACUUGACCCAGGCUCGGAACAUGGACGUCCUUUGAACCGAAAUGGCUUUUUAGAAUUCAGCUGGCUCUCCGAAACUACGUGUGAUCCAGUGUUUUGGGAACAUUUUGUGAAGGCAGAGUACAACGGACAGCGGAAAGAGGUCAUCCUGCUCGGUCUACUUCACGGGGACGCGCUUUCGCUCUCCUCCCUCAUCGAAGUUGUUCGACCACACGUCUCGUGCUUCGUCGUCUUUUGGAAAGCGUCGAAUUUCAAUGACCUCCGAGCAAGGAAGAAGGUUCUGUCCGGUGUUCUAGGAAAAAGCAAGGUUCUUGACGUCGUCAUGUAUCCGGACAGCACCAUCAAGGACAGGGUGCACGAACAGAACCUAAUCUUCAGACGAGAUGGAGAGUCGCAAGAUAUCCGAAACAAGUUUAAUCUGUCACACAUUUUCCUGGAUGGAAUGUCUUACACGGUAAAAACAGACGUGGAAGAUGGCGAAGGUUACGAUCCUAUCCCAGCGGCGGGAGGUUCUUUCCUGUCUUCGAUCGCAUCUGGGCUGGGAACGCCGAAAGGGUCAAAACCGCUGAGCACCACGGCACCCAUCACCGUGACUCCAGUGACGCCUGUCUCUACGCCAGAAUCCAUCGAACUGAUCACCUUCAUUGAAAGGUCGAGCAUUGGAAAUAUUCAAGACGCCUUGGCCAACCCAGGUGGAGAAAGUUUCAAACUUGUGGCCUUUUUGGUACAGAAAUUUGCCGCUCUGCUCAACUUACCCCAACCACAAAGAAAUAUGUCCUUGACCCACCUCACGUGGGAAUUGGACUUUCUCUCUCGUACUUCCAGUGCGGAAUGGGUGGAGAGGAUUUACAAGUUGCGGGCUCAGAUUGAAGAAAAGUUUUUCACUGCGAAAGGUCACCCACCAGACGCCAUCUGGGUGUUAGAAACACAACAGGAGAUGAGAAUGGCAAUGGCGCAAUUACGACGAAAUUCCAUGUCGAUGCAGGACAUCUGGCGGGCGACGUGGAACUGGACUGAGCCCGGGCGAGAAUCCCUCCUUUCCGUGCAAACUGACUACGUCAACAGUGGACAUCCCCUCGAAUUAUUUCACCCGACUUACUCUCCCGCCACCAUGUGGAUGCAUGGUGUCGACGAUGUGAUCAAGUCGAUCCCCGAGGCUACCAGAAUCUUCGUCAUUUCCGCAUUUGGUCUAAAAUCAUCUGGAAAAUCCACCCUGCUCAACUCCCUCUUUGGAGCGGGAUUCACCGAACAUGGGACAACUUUUGGUAUUCAGUUCCGCCUCUUGUGGCUCAACGAGGAACUAAAGGCAAGCACGGAUUGUGACGCUUUCCUCAUUCUUGAUUCUGAAGGGGUCGGCGGAGCUGAGAACAAAAUCGACGUGGGGGCGGAUACUCUGGAAAGAAAAAUUAUCACUUUCCUCCUCGGCAUAAGUUCCGUCACUUUGGCAACUAUUAUCGGCCCCACGAUGAACGAGCUUAAAGAAAUUCUUGAAGUAAGCUUUACCGCCUUGGGGAAAGUGAACACAUUGCCCCUGACACCCGAUGUCUACAUGGUCCAGCAAUUCUUGCCCGGUCAACCAUCCGCCGGUCCUGCACCAGCCGAAUUCAAUUCCGCACUGUCAUCUGCGGUCCAAGUUACAACGGAUCUUCAACUCCAGACCGGUCUGCGAGUCACUGAAGCCCAUCGCCUAAAACAAAUCAAGAGUCGCAACAAACAUGCCGAAGUGGUCCAUCCGAUCCGAUCCCGCGGUUCGGAAAUCCACCAAGAAGGCGCUGCCUAUCUCGACUAUCACUCCGACGUUGAGCAGCUUUACAGUAAAAUCAUACACAUUGCUGCAACCACGCGAGGAGCGCGUCUCACCCUGGGCAACUGGUUCCAAUCGACGAUCGCCCUCUGGGGAGAAAUCUACCCAGUCGGCGUCCCCUUCGAUCGUCCAUCCGCGAUUGGACUUCGGGAGAACGCCGCCUUCGAAGAAAGAGUCACUGACGUCAAACGAGCCAUCGACGGAGCAUUUUUUUACCAUGAGAAAAAAGCUGAAGCCCAAUUUAACGAUGGACUGGACAAACUCUUCUCAGAGUAUGUGACCGGUUUCGACGGUGACCUGGAGAGACGCUUAUCCGCCUUGACCAAAGCCCUCCAACCCGUCAUCAACACUUGUGAGGACGCCCUUGACCCACCAAGCGAGGGAGGUCGGCGAAAGAGGAAACUAAAAAUGGCAAUGGCAGCUGAACCUAAUCCAAAUUCUUGCAUAGCCUGUGCAAACGCCUUCAAGGUGAGGGAAGCUCUGCUCGCCGAGGUGCUUAAACAGCCACGUGGAUUCCUCGUGGAUGAGGAAAUUACUCGUUACACGAACCUGGUGCGAGACUCCAUUUAUGAACGCAUUCGACAAGGAGUGAUUGCCCGCCAAAUUGCGGAACGUCAAAGUGACUUUUCCGGCGACUUGUUCUUGGCUCUGGAAGCGAUUCGUGAAGAAUUUAGUGACCUAGGAACCCAAUGGACCAAGUUCCUCCAGUACGUCUCCACUCUUCAAUUUGUCACCCCGGCGAGACACCGGUUCCACGCUGAGUUGCAACAAGUCUACAAAAACCUGGGGCACAUUGCAUCCCGACAUUUACCCGAUGGCAAUAAAGGAAAACCUGACCACCUGCUUCCCGAUUUAAGGAGGAUGAUCGCCUUUGAUGUGCAGAUUUAUAAUUCCGCCCUCGAAUCCGCCCUAAAUGCAAGAAAACCAGAGAAACUUACGUGGCAGCAGCAUGACUGGUUGGUGGCUAGAUUGCGGGAUAUUCCGAAGCAGAUGAAGGCCGACUAUGAGGCUGUCCUGUAUCGGGUCGGGAUGGUGAGGGACUUGCAGGUCCGGAUUCAUAAGACGAUCCAACUUUUCGAGGAGUUUUGUGGGGAGGGGCUACUACCAAAUUUCAAGUGGGAGGUCCACUUUUAUGCCAUCCAGCUUUUUAGUAAGUACUUUGAUGAACAGCAGAGCAAGUGGGAUUUGGACGUUAGGCGAGAUGAUGAUGGGGCCAUCACGCGGUUGGAAGGGGGCAACCCUCUCAAGGUUUUGAGAUUGAUGGAGGAGCACUUAACUGACGAAGGGUUCUUUAAAGACGCCAAUUUACCACCGGCGAAAAGCAAUGGUCAAGGAGUGUACAGCCGGACGGUGGGGCGUUGGUGAAAGCUGUGGGACUACUUGGACAAUAAAUACGUUCACAUUCAUCAAUCUUUUUUCUGAAACGAUCACGAAAUAAAAAAAAUAUGUACACAAAUAUAUUAUGGAAAUUUGAAAUUAACAUGAUGUAAAUAAAUAAAGUUAUAUUGCAUUCAUUCCUAAAAUA